Messenger RNA from Vanessa tameamea, 3013 nucleotides. It is a transcript of the gene stmA, whose product is annotated as stambha A. Gene Ontology annotation, cellular component: plasma membrane. Lineage: Eukaryota; Metazoa; Arthropoda; Insecta; Lepidoptera; Nymphalidae. The transcript has 20 exons. Bases 379 to 2844 code for a protein of 821 amino acids. The record is from RefSeq and is a predicted model, not a curated record. Gene Ontology annotation, biological process: protein localization to plasma membrane.
CCAACGCACUAAACACUAGAUAUAAAUGUAGUGUACAGCCGAAAUGUGACAUAUUUGACCUAUUUAUAUCGUAGAAAUUUAUUUUUAAACAAUACAGUGUACAAAUAAAAGCAAUACAAUAAUAAAAAAAUAGUUAACAUAAUGUCAAAUUAUAUAUAUAGGUAUUUAGUGUGACCUUUUACAGCUACUAGAGUGAUUCCAUAUAUUUUUUAUUCUAAAUUCAAUUUAAUAAUAGUUUCGUAAGUAAUAAAUGAACGUGAAACCCCUUUUUAAUAUUAUAACAUGUUAUUUACUAUAGAGUUUAUUUGAAAUUAUUAAAUCGUUUUAAAUAUAUCCUUGUUAUUGUUAAAAAUAUAUAAAUAAUUUCAUUCAUAAAAAAUGUCAUUUGUAAAAUGCUGUUUCGAAUCCACCGAAGGACAUGAUUUUCUAGAUUCAUUGGUACAAAAGUGCACUGAUCCUGGAUGUUGCUGCGGAUGUUGCUCCGCGCUCCGGCCGCGCUACAAGCGGCUGGUGGACAACAUCUUCCCAGCGUCUCCUCAAGAUGGCCUGGUCAAGUCCAACAUGGAGAAGCUUACGUUCUACUCCCUGUCCAGUCCGGAAAAGCUGGACAGGAUUGGAGAGUAUCUUUUCCAAAAGGCUUCACGGGAUAUCUACCGUCGAAGACAUGGAUUCGUGAUAAUAGCGAUGGAAGCGAUGGACCAGUUGCUGGUGGCGUGCCACUCGCAGACCCUCAACUUAUUCGUAGAGAGUUUCCUCAAGAUGGUUCAGAAAUUGCUCGAGUCUACUGAUCCACAGCUGCAGAUAUUGGCUACACAGAGCUUCGUCCGUUUCGCGAACAUUGAAGAAGAUACGCCAUCGUACCACCGCCGUUACGACUUCUUCGUCUCGAAGUUCUCAGCGAUGUGUCAUAGCAAUCACAAUGAUAAGCCGACACGGGAGAACAUACGGCUGGCCGGGAUACAGGGGCUGCAGGGCGUGAUCAGGAAGACCGUGUCUGAUGACCUCGUGGAGAACAUUUGGGAGGCUCAACACAUGGACAAGAUUGUACCAUCGCUGCUGUACAAUAUGCAGACUGCAGAAAAAUAUGAAACGGUCUCCUGCAUGGAGACGGACACCCGGGACGGCCUCGACGAUGACCCGCCGCGCCUGGCCGAAGCGUGCCUGCGCGAACUGGUGGGUCGCGCCUCGUUCGGGCACAUCAGGAGUGUACUCCGACCUGUACUCACGCACUUCGACCGGCACGAACUGUGGGUGCCGACCGAAUUCGCCGUGCACACGUUCAAGAUCAUCAUGUUCUCAAUUCAGGCGCAGUACUCGUACAGCGUGGUGGAGGCGCUGCUGCAGCACCUGGACGCCGGCGUGGGCACCCGCGUGCGCGCCGCGCGCGCCGCCGUGCUCAGCAGCAUCGUCGCCUUCGCCGCCGGGGACAGCGUCGGUCCAUCUGUGCUGGAGAUCAUUAACAACCUCCUGACGAACUUGCGAGCGUCCGUCGCGAGGGACUCCGAGAAAGAAUCAGACGAGAAAUUAUAUCAAGAGGCAUUGAUAAAUGCGCUCGGAGAAUUCGCCGACCACCUCCCGGACUUCCAGAAGAUAGACAUCAUGAUGUUCAUCGUCAGCAAGAUACCGAACCAGCGCGGGAAGGGAACGAAGGCGGACUCCAUGCUGCAGAGCAUAUUGUUGAAGUCUCUACUUAAGGUGGGCAGCACGUACAGGACGACGGAGCUGAGCAAGGCGUUCCCCGCCGCCUUCCUGGACGCGCUGCUGCGGCUGUCGGGCGCGGGCGAGGCGGCCACGCGCGCGCUGCUGCAGCGCAUCCUGCACACGCUGCUCGACCGCCGCGGGAACGCCGCCGCGCUCGCCGCGCCCACGGUGGACUACGCGAAGCUGGGCCUCAUCGUGGAGAAGUGCUCCCGGCCCGACCUCAUAUUUAUCAGCAAACACGGAUACGCCAUCUUUAGCUCGCUGUACGACGGCCUGCAGCUGGAGUCCAACACGGCGGAGAACGUGUGCGCCAUCUACACCACGCUGGCGUUGCUGUGCGUGGAGCUCGCCUCCGAGGAGACCGUCUGCGACAUGCUGCAGCUCAUCCUGUCCAUGCAGCAGUCGGCGCUGAGCAACCCGGUGCUGUCGACGGCGCAGGCGUGCCGCGUGCACGGCGCGGCGCUGGCGCUGCUGGCGCUCGUGCCGCACGUGCUGCUGCUGCCCGCGCUGCAGGAGUACGUGGCGCAGAUUAUAGAAGCUCGACGCGAAGAAGCUCCUCAUCUCUUACCGCCUCUGCUAGAGGAUUACGACUUGUCGCCAUCGAAAAUGCCCAACAAGCUGCCCUACCUCAUGAUCGAUCAGAUGGCGCUGGCGGAGUGCCUCAAGGCGUGCGGCGUGGAGGCGCGCCUGCAGCCCGCCGCGCCCUACGCCGGCGCCGCGCUGGCGCAGCGCCACAGCUGGGUCGAGGCGGGCGCAGCUCAAGGCAGAGACAGUCUGGCGGACAUAUCUGCCGGACCCAACGCGGAGCUGGACAGCGCGAACAGCUCGCCGGGCGUGCAGCGGCACUGCGGCGGCGGCGAGAGCGUGAGCCUGGAGGCGCUGCGGCGCGCCGCGUCGGGCCCCAGCGAGGCGGAGCGCCGCGAGGCGGAGCGCCGCCGCGCCACGCUCAACGACACCUUCCGCACCGCGCCCUUCGACCACCUGCUGCUCAUCACGCAGCCCAAGUACGAGAUAAAGGAGAAACUCGAAGAAAUCUUCAACUCGUUAUCCGAAGAACCACUACUGGGCGUGGGCGUGGGAGGCUCCCCCGCGGGCAAACCAACCCCCUGUACCAAGUACUUCCCCGAACUGUUCCUGUACUAAUGCGAGAGAACAUAUGCUUUCCACCAAUCAAAUAUAUUACGUAGUCGCUUCGCAUAAUAUAUUCUGAACAAUACUAUAUGCUUCCAUUGUAUUUAAUUUAUGAUUAUCUAAUUAUUAAAUAACGUUUAUUAAAAACAUACCGAUUUUUGUCGCAUUGCCAUGCGUAGGG